This is a messenger RNA of Penicillium psychrosexuale, 1134 nucleotides long. Its product is annotated as putative L-serine dehydratase. The record is from RefSeq and is a predicted model, not a curated record. The transcript is spliced from 3 exons. Gene Ontology annotation, biological process: L-threonine catabolic process; L-serine catabolic process. Gene Ontology annotation, molecular function: L-serine ammonia-lyase activity; threonine deaminase activity; pyridoxal phosphate binding. Lineage: Eukaryota; Fungi; Ascomycota; Eurotiomycetes; Eurotiales; Aspergillaceae. The coding region runs from base 1 to 1134 and encodes 377 amino acids.
AUGGCCCAUUCCGAUUCAGAACACAAAUUGAAGAAACCCUGGAUUGAAACGCCUUUGAUCGAGUCGGCGACAUUCUCAAAGGCUGCUGGGUGUAGAAUUUUUCUCAAAUUAGAGUCGCUCCAACCUUCUGGCUCGUUCAAGUCACGGGGCAUUGGAAACUUGAUCCUCACAUCUCUUUCUGAUCCAUCAAACAAUGGCAAAACCUUGCAUUUUUUCAGCUCCUCGGCAGGCAAUGCGGGGCUUGCAGCAGUUAUAGCCGCUCGAGAUCUCGGUUGUUCCUGUACUGUUAUUGUGCCCGUUAGCGCGAAGCCAAUGAUGAUCCAAAAAAUACGCGCUGCAGGGGCUUUGGAUGUUAUCCGCCAUGGCGCCAGUUGGUUCGAAGCUGACUCGUACCUGCGAAAGAAUUUCAUUGAAAAUGAGGACAGCAAAUCAGAUCCCUUGAUCAGGAACAUUUAUAUCCCACCAUUCGAUCACCCUGACAUCUGGCGCGGUGCAGGGACUCUGGCUGAUGAGCUAGUCAAGCAGUUACCUCCAAGGCACCACGGAAAAACCGAUACCUAUUGUCCAUUCCCGGCAGAUGCAAUCGUUUGCAGCGUUGGUGGUGGUGGUCUUUUGAACGGGAUUAUCGACGGCCUUGAGAGGCAUUUGCCAGUGCCUCAACCGGCAAAGCUUCCCCAGCAAGCGAUGAAGAAACUUCAAAUUCUCGCUGUUGAAACAUCCGGGGCGGAUUCGCUAGCUCAUUCGCUACACAAGGGUUACUUACACCCUCUACCUGCAAUUACAUCGCAGGCAAUCACCCUAGGGGCACUCUGCGUGGCACAGAAAACGCUGAAGAACGCUCAAUCUCCUCCGUCCGGUAUCCAAGUCACUAGUAUUGUGGGUACCGACGCCGAUGCUGCGAGGGGAGUUGUGCGUUUGUGUGAUGAACUGCGGUUGGAAGUCGAGCUGGCUUGCGGAAUCAGUGUCCAAGUUGGGUUAGAUAGGCUAAGGGAAGUCAUGACAGACCUAGCACCGGAUAGUCGAGUUGUAAUCGUUGUUUGUGGAGGAAAUGAUGUUAGUUCCGAAAUGAUUACGGGUUACCGGCAAAGUUCGAGAGUGGCUGGCAACGAAAAACGACGGGAAUCGAUGUUGUGA